AUGGCCAAACGACGCGUCGGCUCCAACUUUCCCGACGCUCCCAGCCGCUCCAAGAAACUCAAGCACAGCGCCCCUCCCCCGCCAAAACACCCCAAGAACAAGACCGCCUCGAAGCAGAAGCAGCAGAAGCAGCAGAAGCACCAGCAGCAGCACCAGAACCAGAAGCCCGUCCUGCCCUUUCGUCCCCAUGACGCCAUCCUCCUCGUCGGCGAGGGCGACCUCGGUUUCGCCGCCAGCCUCGCCGCGCACCACGGCUGCACCAACCUGACGGCCACGGUGCUCGAGAAGAACGAGGCCGAGCUGCUGGAGAAAUACCCCCACCCCAGCGAGCACAUUGCCAAGAUUCUCGCGCCCAACACGGCCCAGCCUCUCUCCGACAGCGACAACAACAACAACAACAACAACAACGGCUCCGAAGGCGAAGACGAAGAAGACUACGACAGCGACGGCAACCCCCUCCCCGCGGCCCCCCAACCACCGCCGACGACGAACCGCAUCCUCUACAACACGGACGCCACGGCCCUGCGCCCCUUCACCGCAAAGGUCGACCACGGCCCGCGCACCCUCCUCGCCGGCAAGGUCGGCGCCUUUGCGCACAUUGUCUUCAACUUCCCCCACGUCGGCGGCCGCUCGACGGACCAGAACCGCCAGGUCCGCCACAACCAGGCCCUGCUCGUCGCCUUCUUCGCGCGCGCCCUGCCGAGCCUCGCCCCCGGCGGCCGCGUCACCGUCACGCUGUUCGAGGGCGAGCCCUACACGCUGUGGAACGUCAGGGACCUGGCGCGCCACGCCGGGCUCGACGCCAGGGGCGGCGCGCGGAGAGGCGAGCACGGAGACGAGGGCGGCGCCCAGCAGCAGGAGCAGGAGCAGGAGGAGGGGGAGGGGGAGGGGGAGGGAGACGAGGAAGAGGAGGACGGCAGGGAGGGCCGAGGGCCGCUGCAGGCGCGUCGCAAGGGCGAGAGCAAGACGGCGUGGAAGGGCGAGGAGAGGGCCGCGAGGAGUUUUGUCUUCAAGAGGAAGGAGGAGGCUGCCGGGGACGCUGCGGGCAAGAACAAGAACAAGCAGAAGCAGAAGCCUGAGGCUGAAGCUGGCGGGAAGAAGAAGAGGCACAAGAUUGAUGUCUCCGAUUCGGAUUCCGACUCUGACGAAUAA
This is a messenger RNA of Verticillium dahliae VdLs.17, 1152 nucleotides long. RefSeq lists its product as uncharacterized. Bases 1 to 1152 code for a protein of 383 amino acids. Gene Ontology annotation, cellular component: cytoplasm. The record is from RefSeq and is a predicted model, not a curated record. Lineage: Eukaryota; Fungi; Ascomycota; Sordariomycetes; Glomerellales; Plectosphaerellaceae. Gene Ontology annotation, biological process: rRNA base methylation. Gene Ontology annotation, molecular function: rRNA (uridine-N3-)-methyltransferase activity. The transcript is spliced from 2 exons.